Cynara cardunculus var. scolymus (artichoke) is the source of this 636-nucleotide messenger RNA. RefSeq lists its product as uncharacterized. The transcript has a single exon. NCBI's taxonomy places the organism in Eukaryota, Viridiplantae, Streptophyta, Magnoliopsida, Asterales, Asteraceae. The coding region runs from base 1 to 636 and encodes 211 amino acids. The record is from RefSeq and is a predicted model, not a curated record.
AUGGAAAAGGCCAACGCGAUUUUGCGGUUCCACAGGCUUCAAAAAAUCACGACUCUGUUCCGAUUCGUUGAGAUGUUUGUUUUUCUUAUUUUGAUUUCUAGGUUUUCCUCUCAACUGCCGUUCGCCGUUAGAAUCUCCGCUGAUCAUUUCAGAGGAAUCUCCUUCGCGGUUUUUAGCCCUAGGUUUGUUUUUGUGAUCGGAAACGUGAUCGUCUUAAUUCUGUUAUUCAAAUCUCGAGUUGUUGAAAACGGAGAUGGCGACGGAAAAGUUGAUUUUUACGACGAGUACGUUCGAAGAUGUGAGAAAAGCGUAGUAAAUACUAGUAGCAUUUCCACUACUGCCAUUAUUCCGAGUAAAGAAAAGAAGAUUUGCAGGAGUCAAUCGGAGAAUCUAAUGAUUGUGGAACGCAGAGAUGAUCAAACUCACCGGAAACUACAGCGAUCGGUGACUGAGAGAAAAAUGUCAAAGAAACUUGAUCGUGGUGGUGGUGAGACGGCGGCUCAGGAGAAGAGUUGCGCCGUUGAGGAUGAACUGAGCAGCGAAGAAUUCCGGCGAACGGUGGAGGCAUUUAUUACAAGGCAACAACAAUCUCUAAGAGAUGAAGAGUUGUCUCCGGUAGCAUACAUCGGUGCAUAA